AAAAAAAAUCCGUGCACGGAGUCCGAUGGAGGAAGCGUGGGAUCAAGAACCCGGCGGGUGGUUGGGCAGGCGGUCCACCGCGGGCGACGCUCCGUUGCUGUGGCAGGGUUCCCGGUGGAGAUUGCGCUGGCAGCACAGCGUAACUACAUCAUCCACCUGUUCCGGUCUGGAUUCUUCCCGAAGAAAUCUGUCGUGAGGAUUUCUUGGAGGAACAAACCUAGCGACCAUUUGUUGAUCAGCCGUUAUCUCUCGUGGCAUUUCGCUCGACGCUCGAAACACUCCGCGCAUUCGACACUCGACCGAACUGCUUGAUCGAGUCCCUAAUCCGCCGGUUGAUAUUGGUAUAUUGAUUGACAGCGUGGCGGGCAAACGAUAGCCCCAGGCCGCUAAGGAUGAAGUUAUCUGGGUGGAUCUCGGCCACAUUCCUCGCCUCGACCGUUUUAUCGAUAGAAACCCUCCCGUUCUCUCCUCCCGAGACGCCAGAAUCCGGCAAAGGAGCAUAUGACAUUCUCCUGCGGUUGCUGAAGCGAGAUGGCGACUGUCCGGCCGGGUAUAAUGCCUGCAGCAACAUGGAUAAAACCGACAUCUGCUGCAGGCAGGGCUCCAAGUGUGCUCGUGACGAAGCCGAUAACAUCGCCUGUUGUCCGACCGGAGCAAGCUGCACGGGGAGUCUAACUGGAGGAUCUGGCGGCGGCGGAGCGUCCAGCACGAGCUUUCGAUUCCCUAAAACCGCGACUGCGACGCAGACGACCGCUCCGAACGACGCUACCAUCACCGGCUCAACAAUGCCCGGCGCUUAUCCGUUCGUCUACGUGCCGACCUCGUUUUCGAAUGCCGGAGUCUGCUCGUCGUACUAUUCCCGGUGCGAAAGCGACUACACGGGAUGUCUCUCGGAGCUGGGAGGGGGCUACGCAGUCACAGUCGGCGGCGGCGGCGCGGGAGUCACUCGCGAGGGCGGCUCCAAACCGUCCGCCGUUUCUACCUGUUCCAGUCUGAGCCAGGAAGCCUGCCACGGACUCAAUCUGGGAUACUGCGAGACGUAUCAUACCCAGACCGAUGACGAGAGCCGAGCCAACACGGGACGCACCACCAGUCUACAGGACCUCAUCUUCGGCGUGGUCAUUGGAGCGGCCGGAAUGCUCGUGUGAUGCUUGACGCCUUAUUCUUUUCGCGUUUUUCGAAAUGAAUGUGCGAUGUGGAAAUAUUUCCUUUUUUUUUCCUUCUUCCCCGACGUUUCCGAGGCGCAUGUUUCACUCUCUAAUUUUAUUGGGUGUACAUUUGUGCCUUUGAACCUUGCAUAUGGAUAAUGGGUUACUGAACGAUGACGAUGCUAUGUUUUGCGGAUUACGGAAAGAUUGUAAAUCUAUCACUGUUGCCAUGUUUUUAUUAUAUUUUUUUUUUGUACAUAGGAGAAUUAGCAGACCAACCGAACGAGCAAAUACUAUUUAUUUCUUGC
Molecule: messenger RNA, 1456 nt
Organism: Aspergillus steynii IBT 23096
Lineage: Eukaryota; Fungi; Ascomycota; Eurotiomycetes; Eurotiales; Aspergillaceae
Exons: 2
Coding region: 393-1148 (251 amino acids)
Source: RefSeq, a predicted model, not a curated record